AUGAAGUUCGGUACCACUGCAGCGGCCUUGUUGUCGCUGACCCCAGGUCUUACUUGGGCGAAGCCACGGCACAAGCUUGAUUCCAAGCGGUUCCAGUCCGACAUCAAAACCAAGAACCUCAUGGGCAACUUGGAGGCUCUGAACGACAUCGCUUUUGACAACGGAGGAAACCGUGCUUUCGGACUGCCAGGAUACGAGGCAUCGGUUGACUACAUCUGGAAGCGCAUCUCGAAAAUCAAGGGAGCAAAGGUCUGGAAACAGAACUUUCCCGCACUUUUCGCGUUCGUGGAUUCUAUCGAGCUAAAGGUGGACGACGAACCAAUUUACGUCUACGGCUUGACCUAUUCUCCUUCGACCAGCGAGGAGGGAAUCACUGCUGAGAUCGUCCUUGGACCCGAGGGUGUCGCCGGAUGUGACACCUCCUCAUAUGACAACUUGGACGUCAAGGGCAAGAUUGUCCUCGUCCAGCGUUUCCGUUGCCCAACUGGAGGCACUCUGGCCGGUCGGGUGAUCCCUGCUGCCGCCGCUGGUGCGUCUGCGGUAAUCAUUUACCAUGAUCUCACCACCAAUGUCACGGCUGGCUCGCUUAGUGAGCCCAAUCCCAAGAAACAUGUGCCUGCAGGCUUCAUCACCCUUGCCGAUGGCGUCAAGAUCAAGGAACGACUCGAGGCUGGCGAAACUCUCACUGCCCACUUUCAACAGUCACAGACUAUUGAAGAGCGAAUUACACAGAACGUUUUUGCCGAGACACAAGGCGGUGACCCUCGCAAUGUGAUUAUGUUGGGUGCCCAUCUCGACAGCGUCCAAGCAGGCCCUGGCAUCAAUGAUGACGGCUCCGGUACUUCCCUCAUCCUUGAGCUCUUCUUGGCCCUCUCAAAGUACAAGACCAAGAACAAGAUUCGAUUUGCUUGGUGGGGUGCGGAAGAAAACGGCCUUUUAGGCAGCAAAUACUACUGCUCCAACCUUGCAGCGAAGGAGGUCAACAAUUUGCUCGUGUAUCUCAACUACGACAUGGUGGCCAAGGGUUUCUUUGGCGUUGCCGAUACCGACGGAAGUUCUCAUGGAGUCCGAGCUCCGGCUGGUUCUGAAGUCACAGAGAAGCUCUUCGUCGACUACUUCAAGAGCAAUGGCCUCGAAGUUACCCCUGCUUCCCUCACCAAUGGAAGCGAUUAUGCUCCUUUCUGGCAAAUCUUGAACAAGCCAUUUGGCUUCCUCCAUACCGGUACCGCGGUUGAGCAGGACCCGUGCUAUCACCAGGCUUGUGAUACGAUUGAGAACCCCGACCCGAAGACGCUUACCAUCAAUGCCAAGGCUGCUGCCCAUGUCCUUACUGUUCUCGACCAGAAGGGGCCGAAGUUGAUCCCAAAGACCAAGGUGAGCGAGACGUCACUGAGGAGUCUCCAGAAGCGAAGCGUUGGCCCGGAUUUGGGACAGAUUCAUGAGUUGGAGGCUAUGGGCAUCAGGCAUCUGGGAUGUGGUCUUCACGAGGUCUAA
This is a messenger RNA of Fusarium keratoplasticum, 1494 nucleotides long. Its product is annotated as Peptide hydrolase. Bases 1 to 1494 code for a protein of 497 amino acids. Gene Ontology annotation, biological process: proteolysis. The transcript is spliced from 6 exons. NCBI's taxonomy places the organism in Eukaryota, Fungi, Ascomycota, Sordariomycetes, Hypocreales, Nectriaceae. Gene Ontology annotation, molecular function: metalloexopeptidase activity. The record is from RefSeq and is a predicted model, not a curated record.